GAGACGAAAUUCAUCUAAUUUAAAAACUUUUUAGAUCGAUGAAGAUGUGGAAUUUUACCUUCCUAUCUCGGAAGAGGUGAUGCUAUUGAAAAAAGGUAUAAAAGGGAUGCAUCCUCCUAAUCUCGUCUUCCGGGUUAUAGGUGUAAAAUUUUUUUUUGACAAUCAAUAUACUUAAUUGUCUAUGUUCACCAUGUGGUGGCAUCUCCUACCCUUGAGCGCGCUCACUGCUCUAGGAGCAGCUACUGCACCAUCAUGCUCUUCCGCUCCAACAACUCUGCAUCUCCCCGAUGCGCCAUACGACAACUUCUUCUAUUCUGGUUGCAACACCGCUGUUCAAGUUGUCGUGACCACUCCGCAACCUGACAGUAAUCUCUCGCUAAUCUCCCCGCGUCUCGUCAUUGCUUGGCCUGCGGGAAAUAGCGGAGUCUGCACUUAUUUCGCGCCUCAGAACGGCGUAAAUGGUAGUUUGAGUAUUGAGGUUGUCAAUUCUACUAUUGGCAAUCCACUGUCGGCAACGUACGACGAGAGGAAUUCCACGUCCGGGAAUGAUACUACUCCCUUUUAUGGUGUUACUGGAACCAUUCGUUUCAGCUCCUCGGCCAUCCUCACCGUUCCAAUCCUGGGUAGUAUCCGGACGAUUCGAGACUUUGUGGAAGGGCCCAGUCUUUUGCGGCCUCAGAUCCAAGAUGCAAUCAAUGUAUCCAGUCUAUCGAAUGGUGGAGCGUCCCUCAAGCGUAUCUGGCUCGAUAAUGUGACCUCGACUCAUUUGACUUUCACUCCUGCAUCAUCAAAGGGAUCCGUCACAGUCAGCAAAAACAAUACCCUGACGUUUGGAACCGGUGACUACAUCUUUACAGCUGAAUUCAACUACCCGCAAUUGAAGCAACUCUCCCCAGCACAAGUGUUGACUAAUUCCUCCACUGAUCUAAUGCAACGAGACUCAGAGAGGACAUCGGCUUUGUCUUUCUUGUCGUAUUCUACUAAGCUUUUGGCUGGCGCAUGGCGUUUCUUGACGUACUUUGGUCGUGAUUCUAUGAUUUCUGCGCUUUUGUUGGAGCCUAUUCUUAGUAAAGGCGAGAAUGGUGCUAUGGAAGCUGUUAUUGCGGCGGUUUUGGAACGUAUCAAUAGGACGGAUGGUAGCGUGUGUCAUGAGGAGACUAUUGGUGACUAUGCUACGUGGUUGAAUGAGCAACAGUACGGGCUGUACAGCACUGAAGCCCAGUGUGACUACAAAAUGAUUGACUCUGACUACUAUCUCCCCAUUUUGAUGAACAAGUAUUUUGUCGAAGACCCUAUUGGCCGUACAAGAGCAGCAUCUUUCUUGAACACUUCGGCCGGAGCUUUCACAACACUUAACAGUAACCUAACCUAUAGACAAAUGGUAGCCAUCAACGCAGAACGCAUCAUGAAUUUGGCUGCACGUUUUGCAGGUCACAAGAACCAGACUAAGGAAAACCUGGUUCACCUCAAGGACGGUCAGAUUGUUGGAGAAUGGAGAGAUAGCACUUACGGCAUCGGCGGUGGUCGGAUUCCUUACGAUGUUAAUACGGCCUUGAUGCCUGCAGCUCUCCGAGCUAUUGCAUCUCUUGCCCGCAACAACUUCUUCAUGAACCAAGAACACUGGGCCAAACUUGCCGACAGAUACGCUCAAGUCUGGGAAGACGAAACCCUGCAGUUUUUCAGAGUGACUGUUCCCGAAUCAGAAGCGAAGCAGCUCGUAUCUUCUUAUGCCCAGACAAUCGGUUUUUCAGGGCCAAACCAAACUGACACCAUUGACGGGGACGUUAUGUAUCAUGCCCUUGCACUCGAUGGGAACAGCAACCAGACCCAAGUCCAAGUAAUGAAUACGGACGAUUGUUUCCGUCACUUCCUGCUCAAUACGACCGGCAGCCAAGACCAGCUCACUGCUUUCGUGAACCAGACCGCGAACAAUAUCCGUCGCACAUUCCCUGCCGGUUUGCUUACGGACGCCGGCAUGGUGGUCGCCAAUCCGGCCUACGGUCAGAAUCCCGUGUACGCCAGCAAUUUCACCAGUGGGGCCUAUCAUGGAACGGUGAUUUGGUCCUGGCCCCUGGCUAUGAUGGCCAAGGGAUUGGAGCAACAGCUCGGUCGAUGCGAGGUUGUCAAUAGCUCUGUUGGCCAUGACCACCAUGGCCACACCAAGAUCCCGGACUUUUGUAAGGAUGGUACAGUCUACGGUAAUGUCAAGGCAGCAUAUAACAUUCUCUGGGACUCGAUUGAGGCAAAUCAAGCUCAAUUGUCGCAAGAAGUUUGGUCUUGGGUAUAUGAUAAUAACAAUGAGACAUUUGUGCCUACUCCCCUUGGAGUUAUGCCUCCUCCACCUGGGACGGGGAGUCAGACUGGUAUGUUGAUUUUCGUCUUCCUUACCUAUUCAUUAUUUAUAUUGGUAACUAACCGUUCUCGUGCUGUUAGAAUCUGA
Talaromyces stipitatus ATCC 10500 is the source of this 2440-nucleotide messenger RNA. RefSeq lists its product as uncharacterized. Bases 182 to 2440 code for a protein of 752 amino acids. Lineage: Eukaryota; Fungi; Ascomycota; Eurotiomycetes; Eurotiales; Trichocomaceae. The record is from RefSeq and is a predicted model, not a curated record. Gene Ontology annotation, biological process: carbohydrate metabolic process. The transcript is spliced from 5 exons.